AUGGCGGAAGGCAGUAACGGAGACCAGAAGAAGAAACUGGCCAUUAUUAGCAUCUCCAUGAUCCUUCUUGUGGCCAUGAUCGCGUCGGUGCCCCACGUGGCAAAAUCUCAGAAGAAUGUUGAGGUGAUUUGCCAAUCCACGGAAUACAAAGAAACAUGUGAAAAGAGUCUUGCAGAUGCAUCAACCAAAACCUCAGACAUGAAAGAACUCAUAAAAGCAGCAUUUAACUACACAACGGUUGAGUUAGCGAGUCACAUUGAAAACUCAACCUUAUAUCAAGAAUUGGGAAAGGAUAACAUGACAAAACAAGCCUUGGACAUAUGCAAAGAAGUGUUGGGCUAUGCGGUUGACGACAUGCAAAAAUCAAUUGAUAAAAUGGACAAAUUUGAAUUAAGCAGAAUCAAUGAAUAUGCAUAUGAUAUCAAGGUUUGGGUGGCAGGCACCAUUUCCCAUCAGCAAACAUGCUUAACCGGCUUCGAUAACACGUCGACAAAAGCCGGCGAAACCAUGGCCAAUGUGCUCAAAACCUCCCUAGAACUUAGUAGCAAUGCCUUGGACAUGAUCAAUGGAAUAUCCAAGGUACUCAAGCAAUUCGACUUCAGCUCAAUAACCGCCGCUAGUAGUACUAACCAUAGGAGGCUUCUUGAUGAAGAAACUUCCCAUUCUAAGGAUGGGAUUCCUUCAUGGGUGGGUGAAAGCCAAAGAAAGCUUAUUAAGGCGGGUCCGACCGGCGGCAUGGGUGGCAUUGUUGGACAGCCUAAUGCAGUUGUGGCUCAAGACGGCAGUGGACAGUUUACAACACUCACCGAUGCUCUUAAAACCGUGCCAAAGAAGAACUCAAGUCCCUUCAUAAUUUACGUUAAGGCUGGCGUGUACAAAGAGUAUGUCAAUGUUGUCAAGAAUAUGGAUCAUGUCAUAGUUGUUGGAGAUGGCCCUGACAAGACUAUAUUCACCGGUAGCAAGAAUUAUGUUGAUGGUGUCCAAACUUAUAACACCGCAACCUUCGGUGUGAAUGCUGCCAACUUCAUGGCGAAGAAUAUCAGAUUCGAGAACACAGCAGGGGCAGAAAAGCACCAAGCUGUGGCACUCAGAGUAACAGCAGACCAAGCCGUGUUCUACAACUGCCACAUGGACGGUUUCCAAGACACGCUUUACGUCCAAUCACAACGCCAAUUCUACCGUGACUGCACCAUAACAGGCACCGUAGACUUCGUAUUCGGCGAUGCAGCUGGAGUCUUCCAAAACUGCAAGCUACUAGUCCGAAAGCCGUUAUCCAACCAACAAUGCAUGGUCACAGCAGGUGGCAGAACCAAAGUUGACAGCCCAACUGCAUUGGUUUUCCAGAGCUGCUACUUCACCGGAGAGCCUCAACUUGCCACGUUGAAAACCAAGAUUUCAUACUUGGGUAGGCCGUGGAGGAUAUACUCCAAGGUGGUGAUCAUGGACUCCAUCAUUGAUGAUAUCUUUGUGCCUGAAGGAUAUAUGCCAUGGAUGGGAAGCGCGUUCAAGGACACGUGUACGUAUUAUGAGUAUAACAACAAGGGUCCUGGUGCUGACACGUCGAAGAGGAUUAACUGGCCUGGGUUUAAGGUCUUGAAUUCUCUUGAAGCCAUGAGUUACUAUCCUGGAAGAUUCUAUGAGCUUGCUAAUUCAACUGAUCGUGAUGGUUGGAUCAUUAACUCUGGUGUUCCGUACAGUCUUGGUCCCUUGCUUGCCACCACUAACGCCGGCACCACCGCUACACCUGUCCCCACUAUCUUAACUGCCAUGCCCGCAGCCACACCCGUUAUUUCUGCAGCCAAAACCACAGCCUCAGCACCCGCCACUGCCACCACUGCAUAA
Arachis stenosperma is the source of this 1842-nucleotide messenger RNA. Its product is annotated as pectinesterase/pectinesterase inhibitor-like. Gene Ontology annotation, molecular function: pectinesterase activity; pectinesterase inhibitor activity. Gene Ontology annotation, biological process: cell wall modification. The transcript is spliced from 3 exons. Lineage: Eukaryota; Viridiplantae; Streptophyta; Magnoliopsida; Fabales; Fabaceae. Bases 1 to 1842 code for a protein of 613 amino acids. The record is from RefSeq and is a predicted model, not a curated record.